UCCGUGUACCAGUCUGUGUUAGGAUCAUAGUUUCGUAUUAUUGUAUGAAGCUCUAUUGUUAUUAUCGUACGCAUAGUAUAUUAAAUACGCAUACAGAGUUUGUAUAUUAACUCUAUAGAAUAAAGCUUUCCUUUCUCCAGCUUCGUCACGAGUCGCGUGGCUUUGUUGACUCCGAUAAGCGCGGGUAUUUUCACUGUUGUAAGUUGUAGAGUGGUAGGUGUUCUCUGGUAGUAGUGUGGUAACGCUUAGUUCAGCAUGGCUUAAGACCAAACUCCAUUGUUUGCGAAAUGAACACGAGCACAUCUGGACAGAUUUCCCAGCUGACUUGUAACGUUAUUCGGAGAGACGUCCGUGUACCUGUUGGCCAUAUCGUGAUUGCUGAAAGAUGGGCCGGCAGCGAGCUGCACACCGCCUUGAAGGGAUUGCUACAAACAGUAGUGUCAGACCACCUAGGAAUGGUUGAUUUCUACCCAUCAAGCAACAGUGCUGUUUUGUACAUCACAGAGGCUGAUCUUCUGAACGAGCAUGCUGUUAAGAGAAAAAUUGUCAAGUUACGAAAGAACGAUGCUAAGAAGCCCUAUGUCAUUGCUGAACAGGCUGAAGCCCUUCAAGAACAGUACAACAACUUGCAGCAGUUUGCCAUAAUGGAACUAGGAAUUCCUGUUAUGGCUGUACAUAACCAACUUGAAGCAGCACAACUUCUUGCUCAAAUGGAGGCUGUGGAGAGUGGAGAAAAGCCAAACCCAUUUUUAGUACCCCGGCGAUUGGCUCCCAUGAGUUCAGCCCUUACCACCUGCCUGUUACGUGUGCCAGGCUUAGGUGAAGUCAAAGCCAAGACCUUGCUCCAGAAGUAUCACAGCCUUCAGGGAAUAGCUUUGUGCAGUACAGAAGAGCUUACAAAAGUUGUUGGCCAAGCAUCCGCAGCAAGUAUUCACAAGUUUUUCAAUGGCCUCCAGUGAUGCAAGGAGCCAUCAAUAGAGAUGGCACAUUGUAGUGUCCUGAUGUUCUCAUCAAUUAAAUUUAGAAGGAUAGAAGAAAUUUUAAAGUUGACUAGCACACUGCAUAGUUUGUAUUUUUGCAUGUUUUAAUGUCACUUAGUAUACGAAUUUUGUGAUAACAUUUGGGCAUUUUGUGACCAAGUUAAGCUUAGUGCUCCAGCUGUUAUCUAUUUGCUUCAUAUUCAUUCAUACCAGGUCUGUUAACUUUUUGCCUACCCUAGUGCAAACUACUUUGCAGAAGUGCUCAAGAAGUUAGAAAAUUGUGCAGGUCCUGUUCAGUGCUACACAGGGAGACAGUGAGACCACUUGGUCACAAGGCUUUCGUAUGUGUGCCACAGAUGUCCUGCUUGGUGACUGCAAGUGUGCCGUCUGUUAGAGCACUGAUGAUAAUGGAGUGCAAAUUGCAAAUGAAUUUGACCUCUAAA
Rhipicephalus microplus (southern cattle tick) is the source of this 1423-nucleotide messenger RNA. Its product is annotated as Fanconi anemia core complex-associated protein 24. Gene Ontology annotation, cellular component: Fanconi anaemia nuclear complex. NCBI's taxonomy places the organism in Eukaryota, Metazoa, Arthropoda, Arachnida, Ixodida, Ixodidae. The record is from RefSeq and is a predicted model, not a curated record. Gene Ontology annotation, molecular function: chromatin binding. Gene Ontology annotation, biological process: interstrand cross-link repair.